ACUAACGCGGCUGUCCUGUCUCCCGUAUGUUGACGCAGCCAUGGCUGUCGGGGGGCCGGUGAGCGAUCUCUGUUUGGAAGCGACUUGCUCCAUCUGCUUGGAGUAUUUCAAGGAUCCACUCAUGAUUGCAGAGUGCGGCCACAACUUCUGCCGAGCCUGCCUGCCCCAGAGCUGGGGGGAAUCGGGGGCAGAGGCUUCCUGCCCCCUAUGCAGGGGACCAGCUCAGCCGAGGAACCUCAGGCCGAACUUGCAGCUGGCAAACUUUGUCGAAAUAGCCAAGAAAUUCGCUGUUCAGGAGGAAAAAGAAGCAGACGUGGAGGGAGCGGAAGGAAAGGAGGGCGUCUGCGAGAAGCACCAGGAGCCGCUGGAACUCUUUUGCAAGGAUGACGACGCCUCUAUCUGCGUGGUCUGCUGCAGAACCAAGGAGCACAAAGAUCACCAGGUGAUUCCUCUGGAGGAGGCUUCAGGAAAAGAGAAGACAAUUAUAGCAGCUGGAAAGGUGUGCGAGAAACACCAGAAGCCCCUAAAGCUCUUCUGUAAAGAUGAUGAUGCCCUCAUCUGUGUGUCCUGUGACAGAUCUAAGGAGCACAAAUAUCACGAGGUGGUUCCUCUGGAGGAGGCUGCCCAGGAGUAUAAGAAUGACAUCUGUAGUUUUCUGGAGGUUUUGAAGAAGGAGAGAACAAAAUUUCUGGAGUUUAAAUCGGAUGUUAUAAAGGAAAGCCAGGUCCUGCUGAAACAAACAAAAGCUGCCAAGCAAAAAACAAUAGCUGAGUUCAGACAACUCCACCAGUUUUUGGAAGUACAAGAGAAACAUCUGCUUGCUCAGAUGGGGGAAAUGGAGAAAGAGAUUACAGGAGAAAGAGACAAGCACAUGGCCAGAGUCUGCAAGGAACUUUCCUCUCUUGAAAGUCUCAUCCAGGAGGCGGAGGAGAAGAUUCAGCAGCCAGCCAAUGAACUCCUGCAAGAUGUCAGAAGCACUUUGCAGAGGUUUGAGGGGAAAGAGAAGUUUGAGACUCCAGUGGCUUUUCCUCCGAUUCAGAAGUGGAAGAUCUGGGAUUUAUGGGACAUCAGUUCCUUUCUGGAAGGUGUCAUGAAGCAGUUCAGAGUCACUCUGGUGUCCGGACUUCAGCUUCAGAAAGCAAAUGUGACUCUCAAUCCGAAAACAGCCCAUCCACGACUUUUCCUGUCUGAGGAUCAGAAAAGUGUGAGACAAGGAGAAAAGCCUCAAGCUCUGCCUAGCAAUCCUGAGAGAUUUGAAUACUGGGAUAUUGUCUUGGGAUGUGAGGGAUUCACGACAGGCAGAUAUUUCUGGGAAAUCAUUGUGGGACAUGAAAAAGUAUGGUUUGUGGGGGUUACCAAAAAAUCUGUGAAGAGGAAGAGCUGGAUGAACGUGGGUCCUGUGGAAGGGAUCUGGGCUUUGGGGAAGAACAGUGAUAAUUCUUACACAGCUCUCAGUCAUCCUCAUUUUACUGUAAAUGAGGAGCUCAAAAAGAUCCGAGUGGUUCUGAACUGUGAGGGGAGGCAAGUGGCCUUUUUUGAUGCGAACACCGCAGCCCUCCUCCACACGUACUCAGGAGCCUCCUUCUCUGGAGAGAGGCUUCAUCCUUUCUUUUGGGUGUGUGAGAAAGGCCACCUCAGACUCCCCCCUUAAGGAAGUCCCUUAUACCAGAAAAAACAACUGCCCAGGAUCUCCUUUUACAGCUCUGCUAAGCCCUGUCCAGGUUCUCGGUCACAGAAAACGAUAUAACUGUAAUAGAUUGUUUUUUUUCCCUUCAUCUCCUGAAGUUUUCUCUAUUUCUUAAACACAUCCAUAAAUGACAGAACUAUCCAGAUAAAAAGUUAAUGUUCUCACUAGACCACCGGCCCAAGAUGGUUUAAAUAGUUUUAAAAUGCCAUUUUAUUAUAUAUGUUUUAAUUAGGAACAAAGGCCGUUGUGGGGAAACAAUACAGCGGGCUCUGGAAAAGGCAGAGUAGAGCCAGACGUUGCCCCCUCUGCCCUGAUCUGGUGAGGAGGGCAGGGCAGCUAGGCGGUCAUUACCCCCCCUCCCCAGCGCCCCAAUAGGGGGGAGGGCAGGGUGGCUGGAAAUGGCACUGCUGCCUCCCCAGCACUACGAUGGCAGAUGGGCUGGAAGAGUGGGAAGGGGGGGAGGGAAGGAGACAGCUGGGUGUUACUGCACCUCUCAGCCACCCAGUGUGCCCCGAUCUGAGUUGGACUGGGCAGGUGGGCUGGAGGUGCAGGGAGGGGAUGGAGGGAAAGAGGCAGCUGGGCUGCUGUGCCUCCCAGCCAUGCAGUGUGCCCUGAUUGCGGUCAAACUGGGUGGGUAGGCUGGAGGCACAGGGAAGGGGGAGAGAAGUUGGCAGUCGGGCACUGCUCUGUCUCCCAGCCACCUGGUGCGCUCCGAUCGGGGUUGGACUGGGCAGGCAGGCUUGAAGCACAGGGAGGGGAGGGAGGGCAAGAAGCAGCCGGGCUGCUGCACCUUCCAGCUACCCGGUGAACCCUGAUCUGGGUUGGACUGGGUGGGCUGGCUGGAGGUGCAGGGAGUGGGGAGAGGAGGAGGCAGCCAGGCACUGAUGAACCUCCCAGCUACCCAAUGUGCCUUAUCCAGAUCAGACUGGGAGGGUGGGCUGGAGGCAUAGGGACUGCAGCGGGGGUGGGGGGGAAACGGAGCUGGCUGGAUUCAGCCCCUACAGGCCAAACCACAUGGCUGGAGAGGGGGGAGGGGAGUAAGAAGCGUGCUGCUGCCCCACUGGCCUCCUGGGCAAGCUGGUUCUGAGGACUCGCCUCUCAUCCCCACUAGGGGCGCAAGAGUGCACCUGCGCUGUGGGAUCCAGAGUGAGUCGCUGGAAAGCCACUUACUGAAUUGUGUUAUAGGAUUUGUUAGCUGCCUUGGUGGCUCUUUGUUAAAUGAAUUUUUAAAAAAUCCGUUCCAGGAUGUUCUUUUUCUGAUCUUAGUCACAGACGCACUCCCAUUGCUGUUUGUCCCAGGGGAGGGGACAUUUCAACAGCAUGUGGGGGUAUUUUAAUGUGCUAAGGCUGUACUUUUAUUUCAGAUUAUUGGUUGCGUAAGGAUGGUUGCUUAAGCUGGUUGCUUAACAAUGUUUUUAACCUUUUCAGAGAAAGCUGCUUGUAUCAUGUUUGUGAUGCAGGGUUGAGCCAUUUUUAAAGCUUUUAUUCCUUUCUCAACCUGAUAAAUAAGUCAGGAACCAACAAGGUUGAGUGGCUAACAAAAUAUAAAAGAAAUAUAAUUAUUUAGUGCCCACUCCAAAAAUGAUUAAAAACCAUGGAACAAAGUUAAAAACCUAGAGACCUAGUAACAUCAGUGAGACAGAGUCACAAAAUUUUUGGCACAUAUACAGAGGCCAAACACGUUUCGGCCCUCUGGGUCUUCCUCAGUGAUCUAAUUUGUUAUUACACACACACAAAUAUUAUGUCUCAUAAAUAUAAAAUGUUGCUAGUAAAGGCCUGGUAGUUUAACUAUGGAACCUAAAAUUAAAAUAGAAAUAAACAUACUGUGUAAGUCAAUUUCAGAAUGCUGUCGAAAAUAUUACUAUAUAUAGUUAACAUAAAAGAUAGUGGCACGUACAUUAAUAUCCCCCAAUAUAAGUCACUUGUUGUUAAUAUCUGUUUGGGUGGCCUCACGCCACAAAAGUGGUGCUCAACUAGCAUUCUGUAAAAACAUAUACUAAGAGCAUAUAAUCGUAUAGUUUUCUUGGCGGCUGAACCUUGUUGGUUCCUGAUUAUUUAGCUGCAGCAAUUCACAUAUGGCUCAUAAAUAGAUAUAAAUGCUAUUUGAAACCACCAUCCCUAUGUCACUUUACGCAAAGUCAGGACAUCCACAGAUGAUAACCUGGUUAAACAGAAAUGGGAAAGGGGUUUUAUACUGAAGAGUCCUAGUCUGAGGUGGUUUGCCCUCCCUGUAGAGCACCAGUGUGGCACUCAACCCCAUAAAUCUAAACAAAUGGAAAGAUGGCAAACAGCAGCUUUUAAUUGUUUAGAUGCUUCUACACUACUUUUUUCGAUUGUGUGGAUUCAAAGCAGUUUACAAUAUAAAAACGCAACAGACCAUAAAUACGGCAUAUCUCUAAGGCAACAACAAAUUAAUCCAUAGGGGGAAACGGAGCAGACGAUAAAAGCUCUGCCCCUAAUUGCAAUGGUUUCUUUCCAGGCACUUCUUUCCAGGAGGUGGCUCCCUUUAAGCUUCUGGGGCUGGAGGGGAGGAGCAGAGCAGGUGGCAAAAGUUCUGCUCUCCAGGCACCACAUAAAGCUAUCCAUCAGAUCAAGGCUGCAGUUGUAAGGUACACUUACCUUGCAGUAAGCCCCAUUGAACAGAAAGGGACAUUGAGCAACAGGAUGUUGAGUUCAGCCUUGAAGGGCUUGACUACAGAUGGCACUGUCCUUGGUACGGCUGCUGCUGAAUCUCAAUCUCGGACCACUUUAUGUCAGUGUUGGUUGCUCGCUCCCCAUAAAACUAUGCCAGAAUCCCACCUCCCCACAUCUGAACCCCACUGUUAGCUGGAGAACACCUUCCUUUUCUAAUUCCAGAGUUCCAAGUAAUUUAAAAAUAUGCUACAUGCUAGCAUAUUGGUGGUGGUUAUAAUUAUUUCUCCCUUCUCAUUCCAAAAUCUCUUCCCCCUCCUCUUUAUUAUCCCCUUCCCUAUUUCCUUUUCUCAUGCUAUCUAACCUUACUGGGCAGGAAAGAUCUUGCCACUGUAGUGCAUGCCCUGGUUACAUCUAGACUGGAUUACUGCAAUACGCUCUACGUGGAGCUGCCCCUGAAGCCUGUGCAGAAGCAGCAAUUGAUACAGAAUGCUGCAGUCAGAGUGUCAAUUGGAGUAGAUCAUAAGAACCAUAUCACUCCAGUCUUGUUUCAUCUACACUGGCUCCCAGUUGGCUUUUGGGCCCAAUUCAAGCCCUAAUAUGGCUUGGGGCCAGCAUACUUUAAGGACUGCCUUCUCCUAUAUGAACCUACCUGUCUACUCUACUCCAGUCAUCUUUGGAGGCCUUGCUUUAGGUGCCCCUACCAUUGGAAAUGAGAUGGAUGGCAACUCAGAAAACGGCCUUCCAGGUUGGCCAUAGAUUGCAAGCCAAGUGUCAUAGAUGCCCCCUGAAUAUCUGCCAUGAAUGUAUAUGGGCUCUGCCUCUGGUCUCUGUGAGUAUGGGAAGUUCUUUAUUGCUGUGAUGCCAGUAGGUUUGCAAAUGUUUACUUUCUGUUUCUCGCUCUGCUGAGUCUGUGUCCUUGACUGCCAGCUGAAACUGGCUCAAAAUGUAUCCUUGAGAACCAAAGAUAAGUUCAUCUUCCUCACUGUCUACUCUAAAACAAUGUCUCACUCCAACCCCCCAACCCCCAUAUUAACAGUCCUCUUUCCCAAGGUGGGAAUAUUCCCUAUAACUAACAACACUAGCCCCACAUUCGACACUUAUGCCAAUUUCACUGUCUAAGCACCUUGUAUUGAAUGGAUCUCUAAUAAAGUUCA
Molecule: messenger RNA, 5475 nt
Organism: Eublepharis macularius
Lineage: Eukaryota; Metazoa; Chordata; Lepidosauria; Squamata; Eublepharidae
Product: E3 ubiquitin-protein ligase TRIM7-like
Exons: 8
Coding region: 41-1651 (536 amino acids)
Molecular function (GO): protein binding; zinc ion binding
Source: RefSeq, a predicted model, not a curated record